Solea senegalensis (Senegalese sole) is the source of this 1775-nucleotide messenger RNA. It is a transcript of the gene csad, whose product is annotated as cysteine sulfinic acid decarboxylase. The record is from RefSeq and is a predicted model, not a curated record. The coding region runs from base 82 to 1599 and encodes 505 amino acids. Gene Ontology annotation, molecular function: sulfinoalanine decarboxylase activity; pyridoxal phosphate binding. Gene Ontology annotation, cellular component: cytoplasm. The transcript has 14 exons. Gene Ontology annotation, biological process: carboxylic acid metabolic process. Lineage: Eukaryota; Metazoa; Chordata; Actinopteri; Pleuronectiformes; Soleidae.
GCAUUGCUCUCUGCAUUUUCACCUCCUAUCCAGUUCCACUAGCUCGUGGGUGCUUUACUACUCUGGACUGGAAGUGUGGCUAUGGCAGACAUAUUUCCACACACGCAGACUAAGGAACCAGCUGAUUCCCGUGACCUGAGUGAGCCUCUCAUUGACCACGCUGAAGGCCAACUCUUCCUGAAUGAAACCUUUAAAAUCAUAGUGGAGGACGUGCUCCGCAAAGGCACGGACGUCAAUGAGAAGGUUUGUGAGUGGAAGGAACCAGAGGAGCUGGCUCUGCUGCUGGAUCUGGAGCUCAGGUCAACGGGCGAACCCCAACAAAGGCUCCUACAGAGGGUGAAAGAUGUCGCCAAGUACAGCGUCAAGACAAGUCACCCACGUUUUUUAAACCAGCAGUAUGCUGGGGUGGACUACCACUCCUUGUCUGGACGAUUUCUCAGUGAGGCUCUCAACACUAACCUUCACACCUAUGAGGUGGCUCCUGUGUUUGUGCUGAUGGAGAAUGAGGUUCUGAGGGGGCUGCGUCACCUGGUGGGCUGGACAGAAGGUGACGGUCUUUUCUGGCCUGGGGGGUCAGCCUCUAACAUGUGUGCCAUCAACCUUGCACGCUAUCAACUUUUUCCAGAGGUCAAAAGCCAGGGGCUGUUCGGUCUCCCGCGAAUGACCAUCUUUACAUCUCCAGAGAGCCAUUACUCGGUAAAGAAAGGAGCUGCCUAUCUGGGAAUUGGGACUGACAAUGUUAUUAUGGUGAAAGUGGAUGAUAGAGGGCGUAUGAUUCCAGGUGACCUGGACGAAAAGAUAACGCUGGCAAAAUCACAGGGUACAGUGCCCUUGCUUGUUAGCUGCACAUCAGGGACCACAGUUCAAGGUGCCUUUGAUCCACUGGACCAAAUUGCUGAUAUCUGUGAGAAACAUCAGAUCUGGAUGCACGUAGAUGCCGCCUGGGGAGGGAGCGUGCUCUUUUCCAAGCAACACAGACAUUUAAUGAAAGGUGUUGACAGAGCAAAUUCUGUAGCCUGGAAUCCACACAAGAUGCUGGUGGCUGGCCUGCAGUGUUCUGUCUUGCUGCUAAAGGACACAACGAACCUGCUGAGGCAAUGCCACACAACCAACGCCACAUACCUCUUCCAGCAAGACAAAUUCUACGACGUCAGUCUGGACAUUGGGGACAAGUCUGUUCAGUGCGGCCGUAAGGUGGACUGCCUUAAGCUGUGGUUGAUGUGGAAAGCUGUCGGCACUGAUGGCUUGGCACAGCGUAUAGACAAGGCUUUUCUCCAUGUUGGGUAUCUGGUAGAGCAGAUGAAGAAAAGAGAGGGCUUCCAUCUUUUGGAUGAGCCAGAGUUUGUGAACGUUUGCUUCUGGUAUAUACCAUCCAGUCUGAGAGGGAAGGAAAGGGAUGCAGAUUAUCAGGACAGGCUGGCUAAAGUGGCUCCUGUUAUCAAGGAACGCAUGGUGAAACGAGGCACAAUGAUGGUUGGGUACCAACCUCUGGGAAACAGAGUCAACUUUUUCCGUGUGAUUGUGUUCUCGCCCCUCGUUUCCCAGAAAGACAUGGACUUCUUCCUCAACGAAAUUGAAAGACUUGGGAAUGAUUUGUGACUGAAAUCACAGCCUGAUUAGAUCAUUUCAGGAAGCUGUCAUAAAAGAAACUAAAGUCGGUUAUGAGUUUUGAAAAUCAUAGACCAGAAUGUUAGUUAGUUUGUUAUGUAUGAUUAAUGAAUUAAUUCAUAACAUUGUAUGUAGAUGGUUGAAAUAAACUGUGAUAUACAAACACA